This is a messenger RNA of Gallus gallus (chicken), 2443 nucleotides long. It is a transcript of the gene FSHB, whose product is annotated as follicle stimulating hormone beta subunit. Gene Ontology annotation, biological process: G protein-coupled receptor signaling pathway. Gene Ontology annotation, molecular function: hormone activity. The transcript has 3 exons. The record is from RefSeq and is marked provisional. Gene Ontology annotation, cellular component: cytoplasm; extracellular region. NCBI's taxonomy places the organism in Eukaryota, Metazoa, Chordata, Aves, Galliformes, Phasianidae. Bases 47 to 442 code for a protein of 131 amino acids.
ACUACAGCUAUCACCAGGAAGGCACAGCACUCUACUAGAAUACAGGAUGAAGACACUUAACUGUUAUGUGCUGUUAUUUUGCUGGAAAGCAAUCUGUUGCUAUAGCUGUGAACUCACCAAUAUUACUAUAGCAGUGGAAAGAGAAGAAUGUGAACUCUGCAUUACAGUGAAUGCCACGUGGUGCUCAGGAUACUGCUUCACAAGGGAUCCAGUAUACAAAUAUCCACCAGUCUCAUCUGUUCAGCAAAUAUGUACCUUCAAGGAGGUUGUGUAUGAAACAGUGAAGAUCCCUGGCUGCGGUGACCAUCCUGAAUCUUUUUACUCAUACCCAGUAGCUACAGAGUGCCACUGUGAGACCUGUGACACUGAUAGCACUGACUGCACUGUGAGAGGACUGGGGCCAUCCUACUGCUCCUUCAGUCACAAUGGAAGCAAUCAAUGAAGGGUACUUGAUAUGGCAGCUUGGCUUUAAAUUUUCACUUCUAAUUAGAUAAGGGUAUUGAACAGGCUGAAUCAUAAACUGAAAGACAAGGGUACCGAGAAACUGCCAAGCUUGAAACAAAAAUUUUUAAGGCCAAAAUGGAGAGCUACUGAUUAAACUUCUCUUUUGGCCUUCUCUACUUUUCCCAUCGUUUUCCCUGAAGUCAUUUUCAUGGGUGUAUAGAUUACAGACUCUGCCUUGCCCCCUCUUCUUUAUUCCAUCUUCAUUCUUUAUGUUUCUUCAUUUCCACAGCUUAGUUCACUUAGAUUACUCCAUACUAUCCUAUGCUUUUAAAAAGCUCCCAACUUUAUUAUGCCCUCAUUUCCAUCUCUCCUCAGAACUCAUUUUAAAAAGCCUUGCAGCACCAGUUUUAAUUACAUGCAACAUCCAUGCCCUUACUGUCUAAAUUCUAGUUAGAUGCUCUUAGCUGAGGUUCUGACUUUCUUCAGCAAAAUAUUUCAUGCAGUCAUUAUGUUAUGUAAACAGUAACAGCAUGUUUAUUUAAGAGCCAAAAACCUAUGUUCAAAUGUUGAAAGUGACCAAAAUCUUCUGCUUUCUCAUUAAGGCUUGUUAGCUCUGGCUCAGUGCCACAGUAACAAAUGGCACGAAGUCUAUCCAGUUCAUGCCUGGCUAACUCACUGUUUGAAAUGCUGAGCUGUCAAUCUCAAAAAAUUGUGAAAUAUUGCCACAAAUCUGAAACACUGGAUUUCCUCUCAUUAUGCAACAGAACAUAAUAAGAAUUAUUUUAAUAGAGAAGACUCACAAAUGAUUUAGGGAUAAAUGUAGAGAAACCUGACCUUGGCAGGGCAAAUCUGCAGUCACAACAUACCUUGUAAGUAGUCUGCAGUAGUGCCUCUGAGAACAGAAGUUUAUACAGCUCUGCAGCAACCUAAUUCUGCAGUGACCAAAAUGAAUGGGACAGAAUGGGACUGAAUCAGAAUGGAAAAUUAUCUCUGGUCUGAAAACUACAGAAUGAAAUCUACUGAAACAAUCAUCUACUGAAAUACACAGUGGAGAGCAACUGGUUCAGCAGCAGUUCUGCACAGAAGGCUUGGAGGUUAUACAAGCAGGGAAUCAGUUAACAAUACCAUACUACUAUGGAAAAUCUGAGACGUACAGGGUAGAGCCAACGAGAUACAACCUACUUCCAUAGUUCGUUCAGCCUUUUGAGGGCCUUAACCAAGAUGUUAUUUCGAGUUCUGGACACUGAACUCGAAACACUGAAGUAAAAGAACAGUCAGUUUGCCAUGCCUAUAGUGAACAGAACAAUGAACGCCAUCAGCAGAUCUCCCGAAAGGAAAAGACAGUUAGCCACUGAAAUAAAUUGUCAAGGAGGUGGGGGAAGGAAAGAAGAUAAAGGGGUAUCUGUGCAGUAGUGAUAAAAAGAACAAGAACUUUAAGACCAUGUUGGCCUGUUGAGAAUGACAGCAGCAAUGAUAACCUGCCAUGAUGCAGGUAAUGUGGAGGUUCACCUCUUGAGGUACUUUCCAAUACUAUUUUUGUAUUACUUGACCAGCUGUCAUGACUGCUUUUGAGAUCCUUACAGAGAUGUUUAUUUAAAGGGAAUUUGUUUGUUACUCUGGAUCACUCUUUGUAUGGAUAUUUUAAUUUAUUUCAUUUGUAACUUUUUUUUUUACUGUAAGAUACUAGUGUUCUUAUUUAUAAGCUGUAUUAUCAUGGACAUUGACUUUGGUCUAGUGAAAUUUUAAAAGUGGUAAUGCAACAGGUAAAUGAAAUUGCCUGUCAUUUCAAUUUUAAACAAGAGUUGACUUUCGGUUACAUUCAAGUUUGUUGUUCACAUUGGGAAUUAUUCAGUUCUGGAUGAGGGAAUUCUGAAUGAAAACUGUGAAACGGAGUAGCUUGCAGCAAAAAGUACGAAAAGUAUAUGUUUUCAAAAUACAUCUGUAAGCAUCUGUACUAUCUGUUGUACAUUUUGGAAAAAUAAAAAUAAUUUUAUUGUAA